AUGACGAGACGCUCCCGCGGCGGCGGCGGCGGCGGCGGCGCGUCGUCGUCCGCGGCGGCGGCGGCGGCCUCCUCCUCCUCCGCUCUCCUCCGGCUCGCGCUCGACGCGAAGACGCGAGAUCUGACGAUCGACGGCGUCGCGCUCUUCCGCGGCGUCUCGCGCGCGCUCGUCGCGACGCCGUUCGCGCACGCGCGAUCGGCGCCGUCGCCGGCGCACCCCGACGGCCGCGCCGUCGCGGCGAUGACGCUGUCGUUCGAAUCCCCGGACGGUACGCCGCGAUCGAGGCACGCGCACGCGCUCGCGCGAUCGUUCGCGGACGGCGUCAGGUUCGUCGCGUGCUCGCGCUGCAAGCUGUGGUGGAUGUCCCCGGCGUGGGGCGCCGCCGCGCGCGACGUCCCGUCCGAGACGCAGUUCAUGCUGUUCGAGCUCGAGGGCGGGAGGGGGUACGUCGCGCUCGUGCCGACGAUCGCGGAGGGGGGCUUCCGAAGCACGCUCACGGGGCAUCGCGCGGACGCCGCGAUCGCGCGCGCGAUCGAGAGAACGCGCGAAGACGCGGACGAAGACGCGGACGACGACGACGCCGCGCUCGACUCGACGCUCUCGCUCGUGACCGAGAGCAACUGCGCGGAGUGUGCGACCGCGAGCGUGAAGCACGCGCUCGCGAUGACCGCGUGCGCGUGUCCGUUCCGCGCGGUCGAGGCGGCGAUGGCGAUGGCGAGGGACGUCAUGUCGUCGUCGUUUCGCCUGAGACGCGAGAAGACGACGCCGCCGACGACGGACGUCUUCGGCUGGUGCACGUGGGACGCGUUCUAUCACCAGGUCACGCCAGCGGGGAUCGAGGAGGGCGUCGGGAGUCUUCGAGACGGCGGGACGCCGCCGCGGUUCGUGAUCAUCGACGACGGGUGGCAGUCGGUGCAGGCGCGUUCUAUCUCACACUGGUUCCCAUACGACCGCGUCGGCGUGCCGGACGACGCGUUCAAGAAGCAGACGGAUCACAUCAGCGGCGACGUCGACGUCGGCGCCGCCGGCGCGGAGUCGCGCGACCUCGCGGCGCUCGAGGCCAUGGACCGCAUGCCAAAGGGCGACGCGCGCGCGCACGCGCACGAGCUUCACGAGCACUCGCUCGCGCUCCGCGUGAAGACGCGGGAGGCGACGGCGGUCGUCGUCGACGCGGCGACGCAUCCCAUCGCCGCGGCGGCGCAUCCGAAACGCGCCGCCAGAGGCGUCUUGUCCCUCCUCGGCGCGUCGCUCGCGAGCGGGUUCGAGACGGUGUACUGGCGAGGGAUUCACAACGUGCCGUACGAUUCGCACGCGUGGCGCGCGCUGCGGUUCGCGGCGCAGUGCGUCUUCUCGCCCGUGAUCAGGUUCGCGUUCAGCGCCAUCUCGUGCUUCAAUCACCGCGUGUCCGGCAUUGAGGCGAACAUCAAGUUCCAGCUCGACGGCGGGCCGGUCGGUCUGGGCGAGGGCGUGACGCACGGGUCGCCGAGGAAAAAACGCAAGCGCGGCGACGGUUUCGGAAGAGUCGUCGAGCGCAUUCGAAGGCUCGGCGUCGAGCACGUGUACUGCUGGCACGCGCUCUUCGGGUACUGGGGCGGAUUGCACCCGAACGAACCCGGGACGGCGAGAUUCAAUCCGAAGAUGCGAUACCCGCGGCACACGCCCGGGGUGAUGACCGUGGAGCCGUCGCAGGCGUGGGACCCGAUCACCGUCGGCGGCGUCGGCGCGACGAGCCCAGAGGAUUUGGAGGCGUUCUACAGAGAGCUCCACGCCUACCUCGCGUCGGCUGGCGUGGACGGCGUGAAGGUCGACGGGCAGGCGAUCGUCGGCGGGCUCGGGCAAGGGCACGGCGGCGGGCCCGCGCUCGCGGGGAAACUGCACCGCGCGCUCGAGGCGAGCGUGCGGGAGAACUUCCCCAGAGGCGACUCGCUCAUCAACUGCAUGUGCCACAGCACGGAGAACAUCUUCCACUUCGAGAGCAGCAACCUCGCGAGGGUCUCGGACGAUUUCUACCCGCUCAACCACGCGUCGCACACGGUGCACAUCGCCAACGUGGCGUAUAACAGCGUCUUCAUGGGCGAGGUCGUCAUCCCGGACUGGGACAUGUUCCACUCGCACGACGACGCGGGACGCCGCGGGACCGGCGCGCUCCACGCCGCCGCGCGCGCCGUCGGCGGGUGCCCCGUCUACGUGUCGGACAAGCCGGACAACCACGGCGCGUUCUACCUCACACUGGUCCCCGUACGACCGCACUUCGACGUGCUCCGAUCGCUCGUGUUCCCCUCCGGCAGAGUGCUCCGCGCCAAGCUCCCGGGACGACCGACGCGCGACUGCCUCUUCGUGGACGUCACGCGCGACGAGCGCACCGCGCUCAAGGUGUGGAACGUGAACGCGAGAGGCGGCGUCCUCGCGUGUUUCAACAUUCAGGGCGCGCACUGGAGCCGCGAGCGGGGCGUCUACGCGAUCGACACGGACGCGCCGCGCGCGGUGACGGCGACGCUGCGAGUGACGGACGUCGUCGGGCUGCGCGAGGCGGCGCGAGCAGAGGCGACCGCCGCGGGGAGGAGCGACGUGGAGGAGCUGACGUACGCGUGCAAGGCGACGGGGGGCGCGAAGCACGGCGGGACGAAGAUUUCGAUCCUCCGCGAGGAAGACGCGUUCGCGCGCGAGUUGGAGGGGAAGGCGUGGGAGAUUUACGCGAUCGCGCCGGUGAUGCGUCGCGGCGACGUGGAGUUCACGCCGAUCGCGCUGGAGGGGAUGUUGAACGGCGGCGGCGCCGUCGCGGCGACAUCUCUGUCCGCGCCUAAAGGAGAAGAGGGAGACGGCGGCGGCGGCGGCGGCGGCGGCGGCGGCGCGAUCGGCGUCGUCUCCGUCUACGGCUGCGGCGCGCUCGCGUGUUACGCCAACUUCGAGCCGACGCGCGUCUCGGUGGACGGGAUGAGGACGACGUUCUCGUACGCGCGCGACGACGGCGCGCUGGUGGUGAACAUCGGGACCGCGGAGGGGACGCACGACGUGCGCGUGGAGUUUGGCGGCGCGCGACGCGUCUGACGCGAUGCGAAUCCGCGGCGGCGGGCGUCGAGGGACCCUCAGACGGGCGGAAGACCGGCGCGAAGCGUCGAGACUUAACGGAUGGAACGCGAACGAGUUAAUAACGAGUUGGGCGGAUUGUCGCGUGUAUUAAUAAAAAGCAAUCCGCCG
This is a messenger RNA of Micromonas pusilla CCMP1545, 3198 nucleotides long. RefSeq names its product glycoside hydrolase family 36 protein. The transcript is spliced from 5 exons. The record is from RefSeq and is a predicted model, not a curated record. NCBI's taxonomy places the organism in Eukaryota, Viridiplantae, Chlorophyta, Mamiellophyceae, Mamiellales, Mamiellaceae. Bases 1 to 3048 code for a protein of 1015 amino acids.